UGAAAUAAAAAAGUUAUGCUGCAACCCUAUAAUAAUCAUCACAUUUAAUAUAAGCAUAAAAUUUCGAUUAAAUAUAUACGAAAUUUAUAUCUGGUCAUGAGAUUUUCAACUAUUGAAACAAUAAGAGCAUGGCUUUUAUCUGCAUUAAUGGUGCAUGGCGCAGUUGCUGGAAAUCCUGAUGCAAAAAGGCUUUAUGAUGAUCUUUUAAGCAAUUAUAAUAAAUUAGUACGUCCAGUAUUUAAUACAACCGAUGUAUUAAAAGUAUGCAUAAAAUUGAAGUUAUCACAACUAAUUGAUGUGAAUCUUAAGAAUCAGAUAAUGACAACUAACCUAUGGGUUGAACAGUCUUGGUAUGACUAUAAGCUACGUUGGGAACCGAAGGAAUAUGGUGGUGUACAUAUGUUACACGUGCCAUCGGAUCAUAUUUGGCGUCCAGAUAUUGUUCUCUAUAACAACGCCGAUGGUAACUUUGAAGUGACUCUUGCAACUAAAGCCACAAUUUACUCUGAGGGACUAGUUGAGUGGAAACCACCGGCUAUUUACAAAUCAUCAUGUGAAAUAGAUGUAGAAUAUUUUCCAUUUGACGAACAAACAUGUGUACUCAAAUUCGGGAGUUGGACAUAUGAUGGGUUCAAGGUGGACUUAAGGCAUAUGGAUGAAAAACAAGGCAGCAAUGUUGUAGAUGUUGGUGUGGAUCUUUCAGAGUUCUACAUGUCCGUUGAAUGGGAUAUAUUGGAAGUUCCAGCUGUAAGGAAUGAAAAAUUUUAUACAUGCUGCGACGAGCCGUAUCUGGAUAUAACAUUUAAUAUUACAAUGCGCAGAAAAACUCUGUUCUAUACAGUUAACAUAAUAAUACCAUGUAUGGGUAUAUCUUUCUUAACAGUUCUAACAUUUUAUCUCCCAUCAGAUAGCGGAGAAAAGGUUACGCUUUCAAUAUCAAUUCUUAUUAGUCUCCAUGUGUUCUUUUUAUUGGUUGUGGAAAUUAUACCGCCAACAUCAUUGGUUGUUCCAUUAUUGGGAAAAUAUUUAAUAUUUGCAAUGAUAUUGGUAUCCAUAAGCAUAUGUGUAACAGUUGUUGUCCUCAACGUUCACUUUCGAUCGCCACAAACACAUCGUAUGGCACCAUGGGUUAAGCGUUUGUUCAUUGAAUUACUACCUAAAUUCUUAUUUAUAAAAAGGCCAAUGUAUAGCUUCGAAGUGAGUAAGAUGCAAUUGAAGGACACGCAUGCUUGCUUUUAUCCAUACUUUUCUACUACUCAUAUUGACCACAGCGCCAGUAGAUAUAUUCAAACAUCAUUAAAAGAUGAUUAUUCUUCUAGAAGCUUAAGUGAUUCUGGUCCUUUUGGUGGAAGUUGUCAAGUUCAUGGGCCCACUUUAUCGCAGUUGGGGCAGUCCGUUUCAGAUGAUUUAACCGCAGUACCAGAUGUAAAUAUGAAACCAUCAGUAAUGAAAAGUCCUGUAUUAAACAACCCAGCCUUUUCACAUUCAAAAUGCCCACCAAGUGUUCAUCGUAGUUGCUUUUGUGUUCGCUUUAUUGCUGAACAUACAAAAAUGCAGGAAGACUCCAUUAAAGUUAAAGAAGACUGGAAGUAUGUCGCAAUGGUACUGGAUAGGCUAUUUUUAUGGAUUUUUACGCUAGCAGUUCUUGCUGGAACAGCAGGAAUAAUUUUACAAGCUCCAACCUUAUAUGAUGAUAGAAUUCCCAUCAUUGAACAAAAAAAUAUAGAUUUUUCAGGCUCAUCUGGUGGACGUUGUCGGCCUCCACAAUAACAUUAUGGCAAGAAAUUUUUAUCUGUUUCAAAUAUACGGAAUAUGAAUUAAAAUUAAAAUAUUCAAAAUAAUAGAAUAGUCGUCUUUGUGAUUAUUCUUAAAUGACAAAAAUAUAAAACUUUAUUAUUCUCUAUUUAAUAAGUUGUUAGAGAGAAAUAAUUAUGUUC
Messenger RNA from Teleopsis dalmanni, 1937 nucleotides. It is a transcript of the gene nAChRalpha4, whose product is annotated as acetylcholine receptor subunit alpha-like. Bases 97 to 1770 code for a protein of 557 amino acids. NCBI's taxonomy places the organism in Eukaryota, Metazoa, Arthropoda, Insecta, Diptera, Diopsidae. Gene Ontology annotation, biological process: signal transduction; chemical synaptic transmission; monoatomic ion transmembrane transport. Gene Ontology annotation, cellular component: neuron projection; postsynaptic membrane; synapse. The transcript is spliced from 11 exons. Gene Ontology annotation, molecular function: acetylcholine-gated monoatomic cation-selective channel activity; transmembrane signaling receptor activity. The record is from RefSeq and is a predicted model, not a curated record.